Molecule: messenger RNA, 1356 nt
Organism: Bathycoccus prasinos
Lineage: Eukaryota; Viridiplantae; Chlorophyta; Mamiellophyceae; Mamiellales; Bathycoccaceae
Exons: 2
Coding region: 1-1356 (451 amino acids)
Source: RefSeq, a predicted model, not a curated record
AUGACGAGACGUUGGAGAAAGAGGAAGAGCGGCGUUGCGAGGCGAAGAUGUCACUUUACGGCGGCGGGGUCUUCGUCUACUCCUCCUCCUCUACCGUGCGCGGUGGUUUUGGGCGACAACGCGGAAGAUUUACGCAGGACUGGGAAAGUCGUGAAAGAGUCGCUCGAUUUGAAGAGAGUCGUUAUGAUUAAAUACGGAUCCGACGAAGACGGUUUGCGGGAAGGCGAAUCGGUCCGUGUAAAGCGAGCGUCGUCGUCAUCGGAGGAGGAGGAAGAUAUGUUUGAGAUGAAUGGGUGUUCGGGAGAGACGGCUGCAAUCGUGGCGUUGGACCCAACCGGAGGUCUGAUUGCAAAGAUGGGAUUGUCGAGCGUGUUGUGCGUCGUGGGCAUCGCGCGAGAUGUGAGUUUAGGCGAAGAUAUGCACGGGUCGAGAGCAGUGAGAGCCGCUCGGAGAGCGGCGAUCGUAGGAGUUCCAACCGUUGUCGCCUCCGCGGUGACGAGGUCGGGAAUGGAAGGCAAAAUAGACGCGUGUUUGAAAGCGCUGAAGGUGGUACUGAAGCAAGUGAAAGGCGUAAUUUCCAUGGAACGAGCGAAGAAUUGUCCUCGAUCGCACUUUCCAUUUCCGACGAACGGAAGGUGGGCAUCGCUCGGUACUACUGCGUUUCCGAUUGAAGACGAGGCGCUCUCGAAAGCAAUAUUUGACGAUAGCAGCGGCAUCGAUUUUGCCAGUAAAGACGCGUGGUCGUUUAGCGGUUCAAUCGCACCCGCGCGAGAUAGCAGUAAUCGUGGUAGUAGUAAAACCGGCGAAACGCCGGAACGCAGAAGGAAGGCGAUUAGAGACGCAUUCGGAGAAGCCGACGUUUUUUUGCACAUCCACGUUGCACCAAACUGGAUGGAAAAUAAGUUCCAGUCGACUCGCCCGGGAGUUUUGUGGCGUCAACAACGCGUUUCUUCAGAUGACAGAGACGACGAUAAAACACCCGACACUUUUGGUCGGACGUUACCGAUGCAAAGCAUCGCCGCGGACGAAACGAGAGCCGACGAAUCCGGCGCCUCCUUCGUCCGACAAUUGGCGACAGAAUCGAUGAUUGCGCAGAGACGAAAUGAAAACAACAACAACAACAACAACAACAACAACAACAACAACAACAACAACAACAACAACAAUAACAACGCAGAAGAAAAAAAAGACAUCGAAAACAAAGUCAUCCCGUCCGUGUUCGAAGUAUCUUCCGGUACAGUCGUCGCCGACGAUUCGCACAAAGGCGACGUCGACGCCGUCUCCAAAGGAUUCGCCGCAAUAUCCACGAUAUCCGCGUGGCCGCAAGGCCACGCGUUCGCGAUACUCGACGACUAG